AUGGCUACUUUAUUGGAUGUAGUUUAUGGUCCAACGGAGACAUUUUAUUCGAUUCAUGAAGCAUCAGUGAGUCAUCUUUUAGAAAAAGAUGUUUUUAUAGAAAAUAAAAACUCAGCACUUGGCCGAUAG
Messenger RNA from Dentiscutata erythropus, 129 nucleotides. The record is from the annotation of a GenBank genome assembly. NCBI's taxonomy places the organism in Eukaryota, Fungi, Glomeromycota, Glomeromycetes, Diversisporales, Gigasporaceae.